This is a messenger RNA of Capronia coronata CBS 617.96, 2172 nucleotides long. RefSeq lists its product as uncharacterized. The transcript has 7 exons. Gene Ontology annotation, biological process: proteolysis. Gene Ontology annotation, molecular function: serine-type endopeptidase activity. NCBI's taxonomy places the organism in Eukaryota, Fungi, Ascomycota, Eurotiomycetes, Chaetothyriales, Herpotrichiellaceae. The coding region runs from base 1 to 2172 and encodes 723 amino acids. The record is from RefSeq and is a predicted model, not a curated record.
AUGGAAAAGCAGCCGACAGCUCGAAAUGCUGCUCCUAGGUCAGCAAAAGAGUCGGCGACGGCCAACACGUCGUACCUCAAGAAUCCAGCCCCAACUCACCCCCCAGCCAGGGUUGAUUCAGGUCCCGGGAUUGGCCCCAAUACCUCCAAACAGCGUGGGCCUCUCACCGCGAGGAACAACAAUGAACCCGAGAAGGAAGGGUUCGACCCAGCGGAGAUAAUGGAGACCAUGAUCUCGCAAUGGAAGUCACCGACCGAGAGAUUCAAGUCUAAGGCCCAGUAUAUUACUGAACUGAUGACAGCCAUUAACAGCGACGGAGAGUCAUUAUACCAAGUUCGCGAGCGUAAGGCCGGAAAAGACCCCAGGAGCAAGGACAGAAAACUUCUUGAACGACUUCGAACAAUCAUCAUGACGGAGAUAAAGGACAUAGCCAAAAUUGGAAAAGCAUUGUAUGGAAGUCAAGAGUACGAGCUCUGUCUCGACAUGUCUGAUUUCAAUCGAUCGUCGCACGACUUCACAAGGUUCAUCAAGAAACUCAGAGAUGCUCCCGAGAGCGACUUCAAGUUUCGAGAGACCGGAACACGAGAAUUUUUCGCUUGGCUCAAGAACGAGAAAAAGGUCAAUAUCAUCAAUGACCUGAAAAUACCCGACAGUGCAACACAUCCCCCGAGCGAGGAACUUAUCAAAGAAGCCAUCAUUGAUCAGUUUGAAAUUGAGAAGUUCGAUUGGCGUAAGCUCGACGUGAGCCUUGACAUGCUCACCGCGCCCAGGGGUGAAUUGGGCGGCAGCGGCAACAAUAUCACGGCGCUUGACUCAGAGUGCGACCCUCAGCCGCAGUUUCGUGACAAGAUCAAAGAAAUUACACUCUAUUCUAGUGGAAACUGGAGUGUGUUAUACCACUGGGCUAGUGAAGAAGGUCUGAAAAACUUGGGAGAAGAGGAAGGUUUGCGGAGCGUCAAGAUCAACAUUGUGGAACUCGAGCCUUCCAGUGACAAGCGAUCCAAGGAGGUCCAUGAGAAGCGCGCAAACCAUCUCAAGGAGAAACUGGCUCAGAAGUUCAUCGAGACAGGAGUGAAAUUCAACUAUAAAAUUAUCGCCAAUGCGAAGUGGGACUUUCCAGUGCUUCAGAUCUCGGAUGACGAACAAACAGUAAUACCACAACUUCAGCUCUUCCAGAACUUGGCCGAGUGCCAGCGCUACCUUUUCAGCCUCAAAGACGAGAUCAAACACAAGGACGAGAAGGACUGGUCGGCAUACGCCCGCAGAUUCCAUGACCGGCCCGUCCGGAUCGCCGUUCUGGACAACGGCGCCGACAAGAUUCGAUCCACGCUGAAACAACACAUUGAAAAGGGCGUUUCAUUUGUCACGGCCAACUCGGAUGGCGACAAUAGGAUCCUACCGUGGUGGAUGGUUGCAGACCCUCACGGAACACAGAUGGCAUCUCUCAUCACGUCUGCGAAUCCUUUCUGUCGCUUGUACAUUGCCCGAGUCGGGACCGGUCGCAAGGAUAUCCUUCCCGAAAGGGCUGCUCAGGCAGUCAAGUGGGCCAUAGAACAGAAAGUCGACGUGCUGUCACUCAGUUGGACCACCAGGACCAACCACCCAGAGCUCGAAAAAGCCAUCAAACUCGCAGCGGGUGACCACGCUGAGUCCCCAAUCUUGAUCUUCUCCUCCACAGCCGACGAGGGAGUCGACCCGGGCAAGAUCUUCCCUGCAGCAUACAUGGAGACCUUCUCCGUGGCGGCCACCGAUCGCUACGGCCAUGUCAGGCCGGCGUCACAGGAGGGCGUCGACAUCCUCGUUCCCGGAGAGGACAUAUCCGCCGACGGACCCGUCUACAUGCAAAAGUUCACGAGGGGCACCGUGACCGGGUCGUCUGUGGCCACGGCACUGGCGGCGGGCAUUGCAUCGUUGUCGCUUCUGAUGCUGCGCGUCUUCAACGAGGAUCAAGCGGCUGUCAAGGAGUUCACGCGCAAGGCCCAGAUGAUGGCUGUCUUUCAGAAGAUGCAGAAGAUAGGCAGUGGCCAUCAUGGGAUCCAGGUCUCUCAACUGUUUGAGGGCCGUGACCCGAAGACACUCGAGAAAAAGUGGAGAGCUUCUGCCGAGACCUUUCCAAGGCCCCCCCCCAAACCCAUACUAGUACCACAAGUAUCCUCGCAGAUAGUCGUGUGA